AGCGGCUGUAGGCCCAGGUGAGCCCUCGCUGAAAUGAGCCAACCCCAGGCUUCCCUUCGAAAUGGCCAAGUGCUUCAGACACAGACGGGUUCGUUAGCUGGUCCGUGAGUGAGUGCUCGCUACCCGCCCCUGGACACGGAGUUUCGGAGUUUCCGCUAGCAGACCGGGUCCAGCCAAAGCUGCUGCUGUGUACCACCAGGGCUGGGGACGGAGGGGGGUGGGUGCUGAUGUGAGCCCUAGAGGUGGGCCACUGCCCUUUCCAGGUCUGUUCCAAGAAGCAUUAGGACUCCAUAGGGAACAGGUGAGACCAACACCUUGCGCAGCUGUUAUCUCACCCAGACCCUGCCUGGGGAAAGGUGAGUGAAUUCAGUGGGGGACAGAGCUUCAGGAAUCAGGAUCGGCAGCUGAGUUGGAGUUGCCCCGCCUGCUCCCAUGUCCGCGGAUGAACAUCUGGACCCGAUUCCUGACAGCUUCAUCCUGCAGCCGCCGGUCUUCCACCCGGUGGUUCCCUAUGUCACAACAAUUUUUGGUGGCCUGUAUACAGGCAAGAUGGUCAUGCUGCAGGGUGUGGUCCCUCUACGUGCACGAAGGUUUCAGGUGGACUUCCAGUGCGGGUGCUGCCUGCAUCCUCGGCCAGAUAUCGCCUUCCACUUCAGCCCUCGCUUCUACACUGUCAAACCCCAUGUCAUCUGCAACACCCUCCAAGGUGGACUCUGGCAAAAAGAGGUCCGGUGGCCCGGCGUCGCCCUGCAGAGAGGUGCUAGCUUCCUCAUCCUCUUUCUCUUUGAGAACGAAGAGGCGAAGGUGAGUGUAAAUGGACAACAUUUUCUUCACUACCGCUACCGGCUCCCACUGUCACGUGUGGACACCCUGGGCAUAUUUGGUGACAUUUUGGUGAAGGCUGUUGGAUUCCUGAAUACCAAUCCAUUUGUGGAGGGUAGCAGAGAGUAUCCAGUUGGAUAUCCCUUCCUGCUGUCUAGCUCCAGGCUGGAGGUGCCCUGCUCACGCACUCUUCCUCGGGGUCUCUGGCCCGGGCAAGUCAUUGUAGUUCGAGGAUUGGUCUUGCAAGAGCCAAAAGAUUUCACCCUGAGCCUGAGGGAUGGGGCCACCCAUGUUCCUGUGACACUCAGAGCUUCCUUCACAGACAGGACACUGGCCUGGGUCUCCUCCUGGGGACGAAAGAAGCUGAUCUCAGCCCCCUUCCUCUUUUAUCCCCAGCGAUUCUUUGAGGUACUGCUUCUGUGCCAGGAGGGAGGGCUGAAGCUGGCACUCAAUGGGCAGGGGCUGGGGGCCACCAGCCUGGACCAGAAAGCCCUGGAGCAGCUACGGGAGCUCAGGAUCAGUGGAAGUGUCCAUCUCUACUGUGUCCACUACUAAGGAGAGCUCCAAGGGCACCCCAAUCAGAGAAAAGGAAGGGCAGCUGCAGCCAGGGAUCCACAGUGCAGCCUCACCCUGCCGUCCUCACCAGACCAUUGACCUGUCAUCACUGUGCAGGCCUAGUUCACAUCACAAGCUUGAGUCUGCAAGAGCAUCAGGGCCCCAUGGCUAGGGAAGGCUUACAGCUCUGUGCCGCCUCUAUCAGGAGCUUGGUGGCUCUAUCUUCCUAGAGUAUACUCAAGGGGGACAAAUGUUAUAACCUCACAAAGACACACACACUUAUUGCAUUUUAAUCAAUUCUGAAAACAAGGGCCCAGGUCAGUGUGGUGUCUCUGCACCCCUCUUCAGCAUUCAAACUCUGUCUUGGCCCUCCUUCCGUCACUCCAUGGGGCCGUGUGGCUGAAACCCUAUCCAGGCCCAGCCACUGAGAAGGCAAAUAGAGGGUGAGAAGAUGAGCCCCAGGCCUAUGAUCAACACAUACCUUCUACACUCACAUUUCCAUCUAAACUUGAAUUUCAUCCACAGUUGCUCGACAGUUUGUGAAGCCUUUGCCCAAAGUGACAAACACCGCAGUUGCUUGCAUAGUUUUGGCCAAAGCAAAAUAGCCACUUCCCAGGAAAACACACUGAUAAUGGGACCACAUUUUAGGCACCCAACCGUGUAAACAACAGUAAUCUCUCCUAAGAUUAUAUUAUAGUCUAGGUGGGUCAGAGGCAAUACCAUCUAUGUUUGUAUAAUAUACCCUGUGAUGUUCACACGGUGGCAAGAUGGUCGAAUAAUGAAUUUCUCAGAAUUUCUCCCUGUCAUAAAAUGAUACAUGACUGUAUUUAGCAGAGCACAUAGACCAGGGAAAAAAAGGAAGACUGUAGAGGGUUUGAUUUGGUCUAUUCCUGGAAGUCUGGGUUCACCUCAGAAUGGACUUUAGACUCUAUCUCUUGGAAAUGUUUCUGUAAUCCCAUCUGCAUGCCCACAGCUGUGUCAAGUCACUGGGUGGAGGAUGCUGAUGAAGGAUUCGCCAUUUUAUAACUAUAAGCAGAGAGCCAUUUUCUUCCCUAAUCCAUGUACCAAGAUUGAUCAUACAUCUAUCAUGAAAAAAAAAAACUCAAUAAAUACCAGGGGAGAGGAGCUUUUCCUGCAAAUGUGCCUUUAUCAUAAUCCAGGGAAACUAGAGGCCAGAGAAAAAGAUGGCUGGAAGAUAACUCUUAGACACCAAGGCCCUGGAUUCUGGGAAGAAUCUGGGUCAAAGAAGAGAUGGCAGGUUGGUAGGUUGAGGUAGAGAGUGUGCAGCUUUCAUGGCAAAAACAAAGGGAGGGCAACAUGCCACUUAGCCAGGAGCAAAUCCUGUGGCUGCUUACAUACCUUGAUGGCUUUCUUACAGCUUUAAAGUAAACCCUAAAACUCUGUAGAGAAAUUCUUUAUUCUCCAUACAACUUUUCCUCAACUUUCCUCAGCCCUUUAUUAUAUACCACAGUAUUUUUUAAAAUAAACUUAUUAAGGCUUGAAGAGAUGGCUCAGCAAUUAAAAGCACUGGCUGCUCCUCCAGAGGACCCGGGUACAAUUCUUAGCAUCCACAUGGCAACUCACACCUAUCAGUAACUCCAGUUCCAGAAGAUCUGAUGCCCUCUUCUGGCCUCCACAGAUACUGCAUAAAUGUGGCACACAGACAUACACAGGCAAAACACCCAUAUAGAAAAGAAAAAUUAGCCAGGUGGUGGUGCAUGCCUUUAAUCCCAGCACUAGGGAGGCAGAGCAGGCAGAUCUCUGAGUUCAAGGCCAGCCUGGUCUACAGAGCAAGUGCCAGACAGCCAGGGCUACACAGAGAAACCCUGUCUCAACCUACCAAAAAAAAUUUUUUUAAAUAAACUGGUCAGUUCCCACACAUAUAUAAUUCAUUAUUUGCAUUAGCACCUCAGCAGCACUUAUUAAUAUAAUCAUAUUUACUUAUUUAAUCUACUAAUGAA
Molecule: messenger RNA, 3338 nt
Organism: Peromyscus californicus insignis
Lineage: Eukaryota; Metazoa; Chordata; Mammalia; Rodentia; Cricetidae
Gene: Lgals12
Product: galectin 12
Exons: 9
Coding region: 433-1377 (314 amino acids)
Biological process (GO): lymphatic endothelial cell migration; intrinsic apoptotic signaling pathway
Molecular function (GO): integrin binding; lactose binding
Source: RefSeq, a predicted model, not a curated record